Molecule: messenger RNA, 2029 nt
Organism: Nematostella vectensis (starlet sea anemone)
Lineage: Eukaryota; Metazoa; Cnidaria; Anthozoa; Actiniaria; Edwardsiidae
Product: transmembrane protein 209
Exons: 17
Coding region: 151-1695 (514 amino acids)
Cellular component (GO): membrane
Source: RefSeq, a predicted model, not a curated record
GAUGACCAGCGGUCUCACACCAGCAGUUGAGGAAAUGGCGGACCAAAUGACAACGUUUGGGCUCUAAACCCGAAAUUUAAAAUACAGCAAGGCCACUAGUUUUGGAUUUACUGCACAGGAAAAAGGUUCUCAUCUUAACUCGCAGCCAAUAUGCGAAGGCUUGCAAAAAGCCAAAGUCCGGUGGUUGAAGCGGCUUACAACCGUAGGCAAGUGACGAAGAAAUCGAGAUCUGCCUUCACGUGGGUUCUAGUUAACAUCUCUCUCGCGGCAUUCAUCUUCUCCGAUCUAAUGUUUGGAUCUAUAAGUUACUAUCUAGAUGUCCAUCACCCAUACAUCUGGUAUGGAGAACUUAUUCUAGCUGUGUGGUUCAGUGUUGGGUUCAUUGUAGACCUGUUCUACUAUCUUCAGCCAGUGAUUUCACAGAACACCAUCCUCCUCUCACCCAAGCAAUGCAAGCUUCUGGGAGUCAGACAAUCAGACGUAGGGUUCAAGUUGAAAUCCCCUGAUGACAUGCCUAGGGCCCCUAGCCACAGCGCACCCUCCACCCCAAUCUCACCCUUCACAGGGUCAACCCCGCCCAGAAAACACAAGGUCACCCCACCAGGGCCCAGCAGUACAACUCCUGGCAGCUUCUCCCAAACACCAUACCUCAACACAGCCACCCCUGAUACCAGUCUUCGAUCAAGGAGUGCCACACCCACUAGGUCACCAUACUCUCCAAGUGAUUGUAUAAGCAGCCUGGAGGGGCUUACAGAUUUUCUCAAAGAGCAAGAGAAAGAGGAGCUUUUACUCCAGAGAGUUUCCCCUGAAUCCAUAACCCCUGGGCGUGGUACCUCCUACUGGUCGCCAUAUCGGCAAGACUACACACCACCUCUUGGCGUUUACAGGAUUGCUAGAAGGUCUCCUGAUGUCAGUUCAUCACAUGAUGAUGGGGAUUCAGGUUACUCUAGUACUAGGGCUGAUGAAAUCUGGAAUAAGUUGGGCAUCACACGUGCAGACCUGGAUCACUGGACAGAAAACUGCCGUAAGUGGCUUUGUCAGACCAUUCUGGUUCGACUCGUGGAGCAGAUCGACUCUGUGAAUGACGUUCUGUGUCGUAUUGGGUGCCAGGAGCUGCAGAUAGGAACGAUAAGUCUUAGCUCACUACGACAAGUCGCUGUAACCAAAGCGGACCAGGUUCCUCAGUUACGCGCCAUCAUCCCUUAUUUGGAGGCAUCUACCAACCAAGAGUACCUCGUGCAGAGGAUAAGAGAGCUCUCCAAGGGCGGGUGUCUUGGCGUCUAUCGAUGGAACUCGGGUGGAAUGUUUCGCGGGAAACCUUGGGAACAAGACUUAUUUGCUGAUUCCCAGAUCGUGAUGCACCUUUUCUGUACCUACAUGGACUCGAGGCUGCCUGCAGACCCUAGGUUCCCGGAUGGGCGUACCUUCACAGGACUUCACUUCCUCAAGACACCUGAUAAACCGGCUGAUGCCAGGAAGAGCGACUUGUCCAUCUACAUGGCUCGUCUGCACCCGCCGCACUACAAGAUCGUGGUCAAGGACGAAGUCUACGACAUCCCAAAGGGCCGCAACAACCUUUUUCACGCCAUCAUCUUCUUCCUUCAUCACAUCAAAACCGAGCAUUACGGGAUGUUAGGGCGUGUGAAUUUGGGCCUCUCAGGAGUAAACAUUAUGUGUAUCAUGAACAAGAAGUGAGCACAUCCAGUGGGAUACUCGACUGCGUCUAUUGCGUGACAUGGUCACGAUCUGGCUCUAACAGAUGGUCACGUUACACUACCACGACCUUACUCAUGAGUCAAUGCUAGUUAUCCCAAAGACUCUAGGCUAGCAUACUCCGGCCAAGUGAUUAUGGUUGAUCUUUCUCUUUACUCAAGUCUCAUGCUGCUUCAUUUUAAAAUAUAUUUUGUAUCGCGUUCACUAUUUUGUUUACUGUGGAACUUUUAGCAAAUAACUGAAUAACGCUGGAACUCGACGUUACUGUAUAUUAACUAGGUUGUAUUUCUGAAUUAUAUGUUUUUCUAUAUAAGCA